GCCGUCCACGCCGCGCACGGCCCCGCGGGGGCCCCGGACACCUACGGCUGGUUCGAGGACCUGGGCGCGGUGUGGCAGCGGCUCACGCCCGCGCAGCGGGCGCGCUCGGUCGACUUCGUCGCGGCGGCAGGGGACGUCGUGUGGGUGCCCACCGGCUGGUGGCACGCCGUCAUGAACCUUUCCAGCUGGACCGUCGGCAUCACGGAGAACUGCGUCCCGAUCUUCGACUCCGGGGAGAGGCCCAGGAUUGCCAGAGGCACGUGGGAGGCCCUCGCGGAGCGCCUCGAAGAUGAGCAGCUCCAGUCCAUCUUCCGAGCGCUGCGCGGCACGCCCGACGAGGUGCUGCUUCCGGCGCGCGGACGUGGCCAGGAUGCCCAUCCACGACAUCCGGGACGGCUGGUUCGUCAUCCACACUAA
This is a messenger RNA of Prorocentrum cordatum, 417 nucleotides long. Lineage: Eukaryota; Dinophyceae; Prorocentrales; Prorocentraceae. The record is from the annotation of a GenBank genome assembly.